This is a messenger RNA of Iphiclides podalirius (scarce swallowtail), 489 nucleotides long. The record is from the annotation of a GenBank genome assembly. NCBI's taxonomy places the organism in Eukaryota, Metazoa, Arthropoda, Insecta, Lepidoptera, Papilionidae.
AUGGAGCGAAGAUUUUCAAAACCCCAUCGCACCACGAUACCGGCCAGCUUCAAAGUUCCCGAGCCGUAUGAGUUCUACAAUAAGGCGACGCCGUUCGUUCAGCGUACGCUACUUUUUGUCGCCGACGAGAGCUCCGGACCGAGGGCGAGCGGCAGCGGUGCAGUCGAAAAUCCAAUUGAUAUUCCGGACGCCAACGUAGACGAGGCGGGCGCGUCGAAAUCGUGCGAGGAGCAGGAGAGAUCGCCGAAGAGGAGCUCGUUUUUCUUCUCCCCAUCGAAAAGUUGCAAGAUACACGGGCGCAGCUUUUUCAGGCUCCAGACGAGCCCCAAGAAGUCGAAAACUGAGCCGGCGGGGGACGCGUCACCUAGGGCGACGGGGACGUCGGCCGCGGGGAGCGGGGGGCUGAUCAGCUACGCUCCUGGGUGGUCCCUUAAGGGUGAACACCUCAUGAAAUGGCAGGCGUCGGGGAAAACAACAAUCGAGGUGAUG